Messenger RNA from Lycium barbarum (goji berry), 1026 nucleotides. Its product is annotated as probable leucine-rich repeat receptor-like protein kinase At1g35710. Lineage: Eukaryota; Viridiplantae; Streptophyta; Magnoliopsida; Solanales; Solanaceae. The record is from RefSeq and is a predicted model, not a curated record. Bases 1 to 1026 code for a protein of 341 amino acids. Gene Ontology annotation, molecular function: protein binding. The transcript has a single exon.
AUGGAAUUAUCCUAUAAUCAGUUUAUCGAUUCAAUUUCAAUUACUCUAGGUGACUUAACUGAGCUCAAAUUUUUGUAUCUUUAUUCUAACCAACUUUCUGGUCUCAUUCCUAGUGAGUUGGGGAAUCUGAAAAACCUCACUCAUCUGGAAUUAUCCCAUAAUCAGCUUACCGGGUCAAUUUCAAUUACUCUAGGUGACUUAACUGAGCUCAAAUUUUUGUAUCUUCAUUCGAACCAACUUUCUGGUCCCAUUCCUAGUGAGUUGGGGAAUUUGAAAAACCUCACUGAUUUGGAAUUAUCCAAUAAUCAACUUAGUGGUUCAAUUCCAAUUACUCUAGGUGACUUAACUGAGCUCAAAUUUUUGUAUCUUUAUUCUAACCAACUUUCUGGUCCCAUUCCUAGUGAGUUGGGGAAUCUAAAAAACCUCACUGGUUUGGAUUUAUCCGAUAACCAACUUAGUGGUUCAAUUCUAAUUACUCUAGGUGACUUACCUGAGCUCAAAUUUUUGUAUCUUGAUUCUAACCAACUUUCUGGUCCCAUUCCUAGUGAGUUGGGGAAUUUGAAAAACCUCACUCAUUUAGAAUUAUCCCAUAAUCAGCUUACCGGGUCAAUUUCAAUUACUCUAGGUGACUUAACUGAGCUCAAAUUUUUGUAUCUUCAUUCGAACCAACUUUCUGGUCCCAUUCCUAGUGAGUUGGGGAAUUUGAAAAACCUCACUGAUUUGGCAUUAUACAGUAACCAGCUUAUUGGUUCAAUUCCAAUUACUUUAGGUGACUUAACUGAGCUCAAAAUUUUGUAUAUUUAUUCUAACCAACUUUCUGGUCCCAUUCCUAGUGAGUUGGGGAAUCUGAAAAACCUCACUCAUAUGGAAUUAUCCCAUAAUCAGCUUAUCGGUUCAAUUUCAAUUACUCUAGGUGACUUAACUGAGCUCAAAUUUUUGUAUCUUUAUUCUAACCAACUUUCUGGUCCUAUUCCUAGUGAGUUGGGGAAUCUGAAAAACCUCACUCAUAUGGAAUUAUCCCAAUAA